Molecule: messenger RNA, 1906 nt
Organism: Daphnia magna
Lineage: Eukaryota; Metazoa; Arthropoda; Branchiopoda; Diplostraca; Daphniidae
Gene: Vha55
Product: V-type proton ATPase subunit B
Exons: 7
Coding region: 142-1641 (499 amino acids)
Biological process (GO): proton transmembrane transport; ATP metabolic process
Cellular component (GO): proton-transporting V-type ATPase, V1 domain
Molecular function (GO): proton-transporting ATPase activity, rotational mechanism; ATP binding
Source: RefSeq, a predicted model, not a curated record
AUGACUGACAGAACCCGUGACUCGAGCUCUAUUCGUUUUAGAAGUUCGUCUCUCGACUCCCGAACGAGUUCUUUUCAGGUUCUGCCUAAGUUCAGUACUUGAUUCCGUAUUUCCAACCAGUCCGGAAAACCGAAACAGAAAAUGGCGCAUAAAACGGGCACAUUAAAUGAAGCUCAAGCUCGUCUUGAACACAAAAUGGCUGUAAAUCGAGACUACAUUUUCCAGCCGCGAAUGUCUUACAGAACCGUAUCUGGUGUAAAUGGUCCAUUGGUCAUUUUGGAUGAUGUCAAGUUUCCCAAGUAUGCCGAAAUUGUAAAUCUUCGUCUUCAUGAUGGCACCAUUAGAUCAGGGCAGGUGUUGGAGGUUAGCGGUAGCAAAGCUGUUGUUCAGGUGUUUGAGGGAACUUCUGGCAUAGAUGCUAAAAACACAGUAUGUGAAUUUACUGGGGACAUUUUGAAGUCCCCUGUGUCUGAAGAUAUGCUUGGCCGUGUAUUCAAUGGGUCAGGAAAGCCAAUUGACAAAGGACCUACAGUGUUGGCCGAAGACUUUCUAGAUAUUCAGGGUCAACCAAUCAACCCCCAUUCUCGUAUCUACCCAGAGGAGAUGAUUCAGACUGGUAUCUCUGCUAUCGACAUCAUGAACUCCAUCGCCCGUGGCCAAAAAAUUCCAAUUUUCUCAGCUGCCGGUCUUCCUCACAACGAGAUUGCCGCUCAAAUCUGUCGUCAAGGUGGUUUGGUUAAGGUCCCUGGAAAAUCAGUCCUUGACGAUCAUGAUGACAAUUUUGCCAUUGUUUUCGCCGCUAUGGGUGUUAACAUGGAAACUGCCCGCUUUUUCAAGCAAGAUUUCGAGGAAAAUGGCUCAAUGGAGAACGUGUGCUUGUUCUUGAAUUUGGCCAAUGAUCCUACUAUUGAGCGCAUUAUCACUCCGCGUCUUGCGUUGACUGCUGCUGAAUUUUUGGCUUACCAGUGCGAGAAACACGUUUUGGUCAUUCUAACGGAUAUGUCGUCGUAUGCCGAAGCUUUGCGUGAAGUUUCUGCCGCCCGAGAAGAGGUACCUGGUCGACGAGGUUUUCCAGGCUACAUGUACACCGAUUUGGCUACAAUUUAUGAGAGAGCUGGGCGUGUUGAAGGACGAAAUGGAUCCAUUACGCAAAUUCCAAUCUUGACUAUGCCUAACGAUGAUAUCACUCACCCUAUUCCCGAUUUGACCGGUUACAUUACUGAGGGUCAAAUUUAUGUCGAUCGUCAAUUGCACAACAGGCAAAUCUAUCCUCCCAUCAACGUACUUCCAUCGCUUUCACGUUUGAUGAAGUCAGCUAUUGGCGAGGGCAUGACGCGAAAAGAUCACUCUGACGUUUCCAAUCAAUUGUAUGCCUGCUAUGCCAUCGGCAAAGAUGUCCAAGCAAUGAAAGCUGUCGUUGGUGAAGAAGCUCUCACACCUGACGAUCUGCUCUACUUGGAGUUUUUGACUAAAUUCGAAAAGAACUUCAUUGCCCAAGGAAAUUACGAAAACCGUACUGUCUUUGAGUCUCUAGAUAUUGGCUGGCAGCUACUACGUAUUUUCCCCAAGGAGAUGCUUAAGCGUAUUCCUGCUAGUGUGUUGGCAGAAUUUUACCCGCGUGAUGCCCGCCAAGGCAAAUAAGCCUGUAACGUGGAAUGGUAUCCCAGCGUGGCCAUGGCUGAUUAGAUAAUGAUUCCCAUUUCGCAUUCGCGUCCUUUCAAUAAUUCCAUACUUUUAUUGUUUUGAUUGGUGGGAAUUUCCUUUGAGUAGCGAACAAUUUCGUGUUCAGUUCUAGUACCGAGAUGGACUUGUCACCAAUGUGGAAUCUUGAUGUGCUCUGAAUAACUUGUCCUGUUUUUUUUUUGUUUUUUUUUUGUUAAAUACAUUAAAUGUCUAUCCGUCUUUA